ACGCUAAUGGGUUUUAAUCAUUGGAAAAAAACUUGAGUUUAUUAUGCCUGUUGCGAAUGACCGUUUCCGAUAAAACACGGAAACGGAGUGAUCAAAGUAGACUAAAUUAGCUGUGCUUCUUAAACGGUGUAUUUUUUUCUGUAUUUGAAUGAACAUGACGCGUACACAUCUAGGAAAGAGUUUUAAAGAAUGGGUUGCAUAACUAUGCCGGUGUUCGGGUCACACAGCUGGCCGGUCAGUGGAGGUCAGUUGCCCAACCCAUAUUCGACAUUCUUGCGGCGUGUGGAAUUAUUGGAUUGUGGAGGGAAAAAGGAAUUUGUAAUUUCCCCCGUUAUUUUCCGUCUUAUGAAAACAUGCAAUAUUUUUAUAGCCUACGGUCGAUUAAUUUUUAUCAAGCCAUAAUGCAUGAGUAUUCGAGGCGGUAUCACUAUAAUGUGCAGUGAAGCUCAUUUGGGGGUGUCGGAAAAGUUAUGAAAAUGUACCUGGCUAGUUUGCCAAAACAUGUUGCUCGAGAAAUAGACAAAAGCCACAUCUUACUGAAGGUGUAAGGUAGGUUUUUGAUACUAUAGUUAGGAAGCACUACGUUUUUCUCGCGGUUAGGUAUAGGAUAGCUUGUGUUUAAAUUACUCUAUUAUUAUUUCUCGAUUUUUUGUUUCUGUGCUUACUGUCUGUAUCUAGUUCUGAACGUAUAGGACGUGGCUGUUGCAGCUGUGUGCCUUAACGCUAGUCUACUUUCAUAUGCGCUUGCCGUGCUGCUCAUGUAAAUCGUCUACGUACGUUGCCUUAGCUUGCUUGAAGUAGGUCGACAGCUACUGGUUCAAUCCAGCUGGCUGUUUUGUUGUACUGUCAGUAGUGCCGGGCGAAGAGGAUGAUUUCUUGACUGACAAUUCUUGUUGUUGUUGUUGUUGUUGUUGUUGUGAAUGAAAAACGAUUAACCUAUAACGUUAUACUUCCUAUGCAAGGAGAGUUAUUCACGAGGACACGACAAAUAUCCUGAAAAUGUACAUUUUAAAACCUCAAUUUGAGCUUUUAUAAACAACUUGAUCUGCAGAAAAAUUAUAAGGGUUAUCAAGUUUUCGCUUACAUCCCUUGUGUUAGUAUUGCUAUGUAAAUAUGUGGGCGUGUGCUAUACUGUCAAUCAUUGCAUUGAGUGGCCUCAGAAUUCAGGGUUAUUGCAGCUGACCUAGUCCUACUUCAGGCGCUCCAAAUACUAUAAGCUGGCUUUAAUGGUUAUAGUCAACACAGCACUGCUUCUAGGAUGCAACACUAUGCAGUUGUCGUCUUCAGUUAAGUUUCUGGAACGUUCCGGAAGGGCGAUUACCAGCGGCAGGCUCCCCGUAGGACGAUGGGGUGAUCCUCUCCCGUUUUCUGCCAAAAACCACUUACCUUUUUACGGCACGUCCAUGUCUGACGACUCCGACUCCAAGCCUUACCUGUACUCCGCCCUGGAGGGCCGGGGCGAGGGGGCCGUGGCCUGCAGCGCCAUGUCCCAGCUGCACAGGAUGGGCGGGUACGGCGAGGGGCGCGGCCGGGGCGGGGCGGAGCUCGGCCUGGCCUCGGAAGGCAGCGACAGCAGCAGCCAGGGCCCCGGCCCCUCCCCCCACAGCGACAGGAAGCGGGCCCGCUCGCUGCACGAGGAAGACGUGGAGAUGAAGAGCAGCGGCUCCUGCGGCAGCGGGACCGAGUCCCACAGCAACGAAUCCCAUGGCAAUGACUCCCAUGGCAACGAGUCCCAUGGCAAUGAGUCGCUGCGCAGCUCCAAUGGCAACAGCAAGGAUUCUGCCCUGCUGGUGUCAUCUGGGAGCAACAAGAGCUCCAACUCCCACAGCCCUUCCCCGCCCAGCAGCUCCAACGCCUUCAGCCUCCUCAGUGCCAGCUCUGAACAGGACAACCCCUCCACCAGCGGCUGCAGCAGCGAAGAGUCUGCCAAGGCGAAAACUCAGAAGGAGCUGCUGAAGACGCUGAAGGAGCUGAAGCUGCACCUGCCGUCGGAGAAGCGGCAGAAAGGGAACAAGUCGAGCACGCUCAGUGCCCUGAAGUACGCGCUCCGCUGCGUCAAGCAAGUGGAAGCCAACGAGGAGUACUACCAGCUGCUCAUGAUAAACGACAGUCAGCCGUCGGGCCUGGACGUGUCCUCGUACACCAUCGAGGAGAUCGACAGCAUCACCUCCGAGUACACGCUCAAAAACACGGACAUCUUCGCGGUGGCCGUGUCCCUGAUCUCGGGCAAGAUCGUGUACAUCUCGGACCAGGCCUCGUGCAUCCUCAACUGCAAGCAGAGCAACUUCAAGAACGCCAAGUUCGUGGAGUUCCUGACCCCGCAGGACGUCAGCGUCUUCUACAGCUUCACCACGCCGUACCGCCUGCCCUCCUGGAGCAUGUGCACCGGAGCGGAGUCCUCUCCGUCAGACUGCAUGCAAGAGAAGUCCUUCUUCUGCCGUAUCAGUGGGGGCAGGGAGCGUGGGGGGGACCCGCAGUACUACCCCUUCCGCAUGACGCCGUACCGCAUGAAGGUGCAGGACACGGAGCACGCCGAGGACCAGUUCUGCUGCCUCCUGCUGGCCGAAAGAGUGCAUUCUGGGUAUGAAGCUCCCAGAAUCCCCACAGACAAGCGGAUAUUCACCACCACCCACACCCCUGGUUGCAUCUUCCAGGAUGUAGAUGAGAGGGCUAUCCCAUUGCUGGGUUUCCUCCCACAGGAUCUAAUUGGUACCCCAAUCCUGCUGCAUCUGCACCCAAACGAUCGACCAAUCAUGUUGGCCAUCCACAAGAAGAUCCUGCAGUACGCCGGCCAGCCCUUUGACCACUCCUCCAUCCGCUUCUGCGCCCGCAACGGGGAGUACGUCACCAUAGACACCAGCUGGUCCAGCUUUGUCAACCCCUGGAGCCGCAAAGUCUCCUUCAUCAUCGGCAGACACAAAGUCCGCAUGGGCCCUGUUAAUGAAGAUGUGUUUGCGGCUCCUCCCUCAACCGAGGUAAAGACCAUGGACUCGGACAUCCAGGAGAUCACAGAGCAGAUACACAGACUGCUGCUGCAGCCCGUCCACAACAACGGCUCGAGUUGUUACGGCAGCAUGGGCAGCAACGAGCACCUGAUGAGCGUGGCCUCGUCCAGCGACAGCAACGGGGGCCGGCCCAGGCCGGAGGAGGAGGAGUCUCGCAAAGCCAAGCCACGUACGUUUCAGGAGGUCUGCAAGGGUGUCCACAUGCAGAAGAACCAGUACCAGCAGGGGGCAGCAGCCUUCCCCCCAAAAGCCGAGCCAAAGAGGAUGCCUAGUACAGAGUCCCAGCAGAAGAGCCCUGUGGUGAGGCCCAAGGACUCGGCCGUGCAUCUGAGCGGGAAGGAGAACGUGGUCAGCAUGGAGGACCUGGUGGGCGUGCAGGAAGAGCUGACCUACAAAGACGAGACUGUUUACUCCUACCAGCAGAUCAGCUGCCUGGACAGCGUUAUCAGGUACCUGGACAGCUGCAGUGUCCCCAUCACUGUCAAGAGGAAGUGCCAGUCUUCCUCCAACACUGCGUCCACCAACUCCGACGAGGACAAGCAGAACGCGGUCGAUAACGCCAUGCAGGUGUCUGAAGAACCGGCCCUUUUAGAGGCUCAGCCUGGCCUCCCUCCAGUGAAGGUUCACAAAAAGCCACCGGGGGCAGCAGUGGGCUCCUCCCUCGCGCCGCUGGCCCUGCCCAGCAAAGCAGAGAGUGUGAUGUCCAUCACUAGUCAGUGCAGCUACAGCAGUACCAUUGUCCACGUGGGAGACAAGAAACCUCAGCCAGAAUCGGAGAUAAUUGGAGACGUGAGCGGAGCAGGAGAGAUGGGGGAGGGCCCAGCGGUCGCCCCGCCCUCCAGCGCCGUGUCCCUGCCCAGCCAGGAGCGGGAGGCCUAUAAGAAGCUGGGCCUGACCAAGCACGUGCUGGCGGCGCACACGCAGAAGGAGGAGCAGGUCUUCCUGUCCCGCUUCCGGGAUCUGCGCGGCAUGCUCUCCCUCCAGGCCGACUGCUCCGUGCGCCUGGACCGGCAGCGCGGGCAGCCCGCCACCGACGCAGCAGCGGCCGCUCAAGGGCGCAGACAAGGCAAGGCGGGCGGCCGGGCGGAGUCGGCCAACCGGCGGGGCGGGCGCAACAAGAAGACCAAGUCGAAGCGCGUCAAGAAGCACGAGUCUUCGGACAGCACCGUGUCGCACAGGAAGCAGUCGCUGCUCCCCCCCCGGCAGGGCCUGAACCAGACCUCCUGGUCGCCCUCGGACACCUCCCAGUCCACCACGCUGCCCAUGGCCUACCCCGCCGUCAUGCCCGCCUACCCCAUGCAGAUGUACCCCGGGGCGGGGCCGGCGAACGCCCAAGUCAACCCCUCCCUGCCAGGCUUCGGGGAGAGCCAAUGCGGCCAAGACCCCCGCUUGCCCAUGCCGCCCACGCCUUACUCGACGCCGCUGGUCACGCCCAUGGUGGCUUUGGUGCUGCCCAAUUACAUGUUCCCCCAGAUGGGGGGCGCCCCUCACCAGCCCUUCUACCCGGAUCAGACCUCCUUCCCGCCCCAAGCCGCCUUCAACGGCCCCGCCCCCUUCUCGGCCACGCCCGCGUUCCAUGUGCAGCCGCAGUUCGCCUCCCAGAACCCCUUCCCAGCCCAGCUGCAUUUCCAGGCCCAGCCCUUCCCCUACGGCAUGCCCGCGGAGGCGCCCAAGAGCCCCGCCCCCGAGCCCCGAGAGGGCGUGUCCCGCUCGUCCACACCCCAGUCGCUCGGCGCCAACGGCCAGGCCUCGCCCCCCCUCUUCCAGUCCCGCUGCAGCUCGCCCCUGCAGCUCAACCUGCUCCAGCUGGAGGAAACGCCCCGCUCCACAGAGAAGAUGGACAGCUCGGCGCCCCCCGGUGGCUCCCAGGGGAACGGCGUGAUGGACAAGGGCAGUGCGGCCGGCCCGGCUAAAUCCGGCCAGGAGAAGCAGCAGCGUUCACUCCAUCUGUCUGGGCUAGCACAGACGUCUGGAGGGUCUGCCAAUGACCCUGGUCCCACAGGACCUGCUUUUCCAAAGCCCACAUGCAGUAUCGAUGUGCUUUUACCAUGGUUACAGUCACAAGAGGGUCUUUCUUGGGAUAAAGUGUGCUGUAGACUCGUUUGUGGCAGUGAAGAGAUGGGUUCCCACAGCGACGCAAACUCCACCCUGAGCGAUCUGAUGGACAUCCUGCUCCAGGAGGACUCUCGCUCCGGAACGGGCUCGGCCACGUCCGGAUCGCUGGGCUCCAGGUCCAACGGCUGCGGCGGCUCAGCCAGCGGCGGCUCCGCCAGCGGGACAGGGAGCAGCCACGUCAGCAACAACAGCAGCAAGUACUUCGGCAGCAUCGACUCGUCCCAGAACAGCCACAAGACCCAGGCCCCGGAGCAGGAGGCCCCGCCGCAGCCUUUCGCCAAGUGCGUCCUGCAGGACCCGCUCUGGCUCCUCAUGGCCGACGCGGACGAGUCCGUCAUGAUGACCUACCAGCUGCCCUCGCGGGAGGUGCAGAAGGUGCUCAAGGAGGACCGGGAGAGGCUUCACAGGAUGCAGAAGAGCCAGCCGUGCUUCACAGAGCAGCAGAAGAAGGAGCUGGUGGAGGUGCACCCCUGGAUGAAGAAAGGAGGUCUGCCUCAAGCCAUCAAUGUCAAGGCAUGUGCGUGCUGUGAGGACGCCUCCUCAGCCCUGAUAGAGGAGGAGUCGCCGGAUUUGGAAAUGGGAGAAACGAAUGACGAGGCCCAGAAAGGCAGCGAGGAAGCCCAGCAGGCCGAACACUGCCACAGCCACUGAUUAGCACUGCCCCCUCCUGGCCAACAGACUCAAGCGCAGGCCAGAGCACUUCAGCUCCCUGCGCACGCCUAGAGAAGGGCCUACGCACAGACUCUCGCAGACUCUCGGCACCUGCACAGAGACUCUCAGCACCUGCACAGAGACGACCGGGCCUGCCUGUGGGAGCUAUGGAUACAGUCGAAGAACUGCUACACUGUGUCCCCUGAGCUACCGCAAACCGCUGCGGGAGAUUGCCACUCGAGUCAACACCGUGUCCAUACACUGAUGCCAGUGUCCUUGGUCAAAAUUUUGAUGUUUGUGUUUAUUUAUUAAAAAACGUAAAUAUGGUCAGUUUAAAAAAAAAAAAAAAAAAAAAAAUUUUUUAAUGCUCAAGUCUGUCACGGAGUCCCAUAAAUGUUCCAAGUGAGGAUGUCCGUCAUGGAGGACGAAGGUGCUGACCCCUGCUUUCGCUGCAGCCAGUGCCCUCUUGACCCCGCCCAGACUACCGUGGAGCCAGUCAGAAGAGCUGUGUGACGUGACAAUCAAUUUUUGUCUCCACCCACAUCCUUUACACAGUUACAUGUUUUUUUACAUGUCAGUAUUUAUUUAUUUUUUUAAUAUCCUGUCAAGUUUGAAUUCGGUCAAAGCAGGUCUAAACAUAUGUUCUCUGCACUGUUUGUCCUCCCUCAGAUUAUUCUCCUUUUUAUGUAUUUUAUAUGUUGUGGGGGGAAAAAACUAAAAUAUUUUUUCUAAUAAAAAGGGAGAAAUGUCCUGAUCAUAAGACGCACAUGAGUUAGUGGUGGAAAUUAUCAGUUUCCUCUGCCUUCAUUGACCUAGAGAUAUAUGUAUAUAGUGUAGAUGUUACUUAUUUAUGAACAGAAAGGACCUUGUAGCCAAUUGUUUGCGAGCAAGGCUUCAAAAACACAUUUUUGUAUACAUAACUAUAAAAGCAUUGUGCUCAAACAGAGGUACAGGCAAGGAUGUGUUAUAAACUAAAUGGACCAACAUCAUUUACACAGCUGAAUUGUCUGGUGUGUAUGUACAUACAUUGUGCGGUCCAUACGUAUUUGGACAGUGGCACGAUAUUUGUUGUUUUGGCUCUGUGCUCCAGCACACUGGAUUUGAAAUGAAAUGAUGAAUAUGAGGUUGAAGUGGAGACUUUAAUAAGGGUGCAAGGGUACUUGUAUCCAUAUCCAUUCAUCCAUGUAGGAAUUACAGGAUUGUAAUUGUUCACCUGAUAUGGAUUUAAAUACCUGAAAAUUAUACCCAACCGUCUGCACAUCAACACAUAUUCAUAGUUUCAUUUCAAAUCCAAAACAAAAAUUGUCUCACUGUCCAAAGACUGCUCUGUGUGUGUGUAUAUAUAGAGCCAGUAUUUCGUGGGACCUGUUAACUGCCAGUCGGCCCUUGUGAGGGUAGUGAGGUAAUAGAUGGCAUACCAUUUGUGAUACAGUACAUUGAACAAUAAGGCUGUUUGUGAACCAUACCUGUGUCCUGUAUACUCUCAGGUCAGAGUACAGUACUGGCAUUCCGCAGUAGGAUUACUUUUUUCCUCCCGAGUAUUGUAAUUGUGUUUCCUGUUUAUUCAUUUUUAAGGCUAUGAAUCCCUCAUGUCAUUGAUAUCUUUUGCAAAUGUCUUUCAUGAGGCAAAGGCAAAACUACCUACUAAAAGGACAACACUAGUGACUGAAUGUAAAGUUAAAUGUAAAUAUUUUUUGUCUCUGUGUUACUGUAUGGUCAGACAGCUAUGGAGUGAGACGAAACUGUAGCUUCUUUUCCAGUUUUUUUGGAAAUGAUGGCUUUCCUGUGCUGUGAAUUUAUUCAUAAAUUAUAUUGCAAUAACAUUUUUAAUAAAAAUGUGUCUUUAUGCAUUUGAUAA
Molecule: messenger RNA, 7629 nt
Organism: Anguilla rostrata (American eel)
Lineage: Eukaryota; Metazoa; Chordata; Actinopteri; Anguilliformes; Anguillidae
Product: period circadian protein homolog 2-like
Exons: 24
Coding region: 1227-5771 (1514 amino acids)
Biological process (GO): negative regulation of transcription by RNA polymerase II; circadian regulation of gene expression; entrainment of circadian clock by photoperiod
Cellular component (GO): cytoplasm; nucleus
Molecular function (GO): transcription corepressor binding; transcription cis-regulatory region binding
Source: RefSeq, a predicted model, not a curated record